Messenger RNA from Culex pipiens pallens (northern house mosquito), 1586 nucleotides. RefSeq lists its product as uncharacterized. The coding region runs from base 123 to 1532 and encodes 469 amino acids. The transcript is spliced from 2 exons. The record is from RefSeq and is a predicted model, not a curated record. Gene Ontology annotation, biological process: SCF-dependent proteasomal ubiquitin-dependent protein catabolic process. Gene Ontology annotation, molecular function: protein binding. Lineage: Eukaryota; Metazoa; Arthropoda; Insecta; Diptera; Culicidae. Gene Ontology annotation, cellular component: SCF ubiquitin ligase complex.
AUGUCAAACUUUAGGGCAAAAUUACGUAACAGUGUAUCACUUUGUUUUGAUUUGUGAUUUGUCCCCGUUUUGUUUUUGGCGCGUAAAACUCAAGUGACCUUUGGGUUUCUGACCACGUGACCAUGGACGUCCCCACCCAGCUGGAACCGCCCCUUCCGCCGGAGGUUUGGGAGCGCAUCUUCCGGUUCUGCGCCGUUCGCGAGCUCCGUUUGGUUUGCCGCCGCUGGAACGACAUCGUGGCGGGCUGUCCCGCGCUCCGACAGAAGCUCACGGUCCGCUUCCGAAGCGUGAAGUUCGGUGCGGGUUACGUUCCGUCGGUGGUUCCGCCGGCGGCGAACGCGCAGCUCAACCAUUGCUUGAUCCGAACGGUCGACGACGGCUGGUGGCCGGAUUUCGGACGGAAUUUGACACAGCUGUCCCUGGAGGAGUGCCGAAUCGCACCGCCGGUGCUGUUCCGGAUGCUGCGAGGUUGUCCGAAUUUGAGGGAAUUUAAGCUGGUUGAAGUUAAGCUGCUUGCUGGGGAAGUAGAGGCCGUGGAUUUUGUGUUAGACGGGAUGGAAAAAUUCAGUAUGGUCGAUCUAUCGUGCUCUGAGGACGGAUCUGAGAUCCUGGACAGCUUCAAGCUGAUUUUUCCCCGACUGAAGUCCUUUUCGAUGCAAGACUCAGAUGACGACAUUUGGGAUGCCUUGUUCACUGGAAGGCUAGUACAGUGGAUCGAGACUAUUAAGGAAACGCUUCAAGUCCUUGAAGUGUAUCUUGAUCACGAUCUUCUCGAGCGACUGAGCGAGGUUGAACUGUUACAACUUAAGCAAGCAGAAUACGGCAUUGACUGCUCCUCAUCAUACUGGGAUAUCAACCUGUGGACGAAACUCUGCCGAAAUCAACCAUCCGUGUGGGAUAUUAACCUGUGGGGCAGCAACAUAAACGAUGAGGCUAUUAAGGUUCUCGUGACCAACAUGCCUACUUUGAGGAUGCUCGAUGCCGAACUGGACAGCCCCUCGCAGAUCGUCCCUUCGUUUUUGGGUCACCUCAUUGCCGUCCAAAACGUAACCAUCGGUGUAGAUUCGCUCGCCCUCGCUUUCACCGCAUCGUUCAGUCCCAGCCUGACCAGCUUGACCAUUUACGAGGCGUACCUAGAGGAUGGCAUUACAUACCUCAUGAAUUCGCCCCACCUCCAGGAACUGUCCCUAGUCCAGUGCGACCUCACCAAGUGCCCCAUCCCACCCGCGGUCCAAACCUUCAGCGCCCUGAAGCUGCUCGAGCUGAGCGAGUGCAAGAUCGCGAAAAAAGUGCUCGAUUUCACCGUCAGUUGCCAUCCCGCGCUGGAGACGGUGCUGUUUAGUGGCAUGAAAUCCGUCCGCAUCGAUACCGUCGUGACGCUGCUGCUGCUUUCGCCCAAACUGCACCGGGUUGAGCUGCUGGGAUGUGAGCGGUUUGCGGGCUUCACUUCCGGCGCGGAGGUCAUGCGGCACUACCACCGAGUGCACGGCUCGGCGGACGGGUCGCGGAGCGUGAGCUUUGCAUUGGUGUGAAUUGUCGUUGUUGGAAGGAAAUAAAAUGCUCUUGUUCAAACAGUAUCGUAUAAA